Messenger RNA from Paramacrobiotus metropolitanus, 2619 nucleotides. RefSeq lists its product as uncharacterized. The transcript is spliced from 7 exons. Bases 441 to 1925 code for a protein of 494 amino acids. The record is from RefSeq and is a predicted model, not a curated record. NCBI's taxonomy places the organism in Eukaryota, Metazoa, Tardigrada, Eutardigrada, Parachela, Macrobiotidae.
UGGAUGAUCUGCACGGGCGCCUUGCUGGUGCCGACGAACCGUGUCAAAAGUUGCCGCUGUAUUUAGCUGCAGGGUGCGGCGACGAUAAAAUACGCACAUCAGCGUUCUCUGUAGUCGAUUAAUUAACUUCCAACGGUCAAACUAUAGAAUUCCAUUACUGGUUGUUACGAUUCAUGCCUAUAAGUUUCACAUCGUUUACGUAAUGAGUGCAAUCCUUUGUGCUUCCCAUUGAGAGUUCUCUGGAUGUUUCAUUAAACGGAUUACAAUUAAACGUUUCAUUCAUUGCUGUUAUAUAUUACGUGUUUCGAAUGAGAAGACUUUCCCAGAAUAUAGUUUAUUCAGUUUUACUGUAUCUGAUAAAGUGUCCAUGAAUCGGUGCGACUUAUUUUCGGGCGUAAAUUAUCCCUGAUAUUUUUAACUACAAGAUAUCAGAGGCAAUCAUGGCCUCAUUAUUUCGGAAUGGUUUUCGUCGUUACAGUGUCGAGUUUUGCCUGUUCUAUCUCAGCCUUCUGGCACACCCAGGCACCGGUAUAAUUCAGGUUUAUGAAAAACGUUUUGGCGAAGUAUCCUCCAGCCCAAUCUGCUCUAUUUAUGACGAUCAUCAGGCCGUUGUCGGAGCAAAACUUCCGGUGGAUCGUUCGGUGUUUGUAGUACUGGAAAUAGCCAUUCCUUCCACUGCUUGCGAUCUCUUCAGUUCGUACCUACGCAGGGGAGCACAACGGAAAAAAACGAUAUUGUUAAUGGAUGACACGGAGUGCCCAGCUGGAAACGUUUGGGGAAACAACGGCUACGGGACCAGAAAUAACGGCAGUUUCUACGCCAAAAUCAUCAAGGCACAAGAUCUGGGUUACGUUGGGGCCAUUGUGUACCCCGGUAUGUCCGCCAUGCGCCAGUGGGCUUCGUUCAAUCGUUCUGAUCCCGACAAGCCGAUUACGUGGCUCUCCCGGAGUACGGCCCGCCCAAUUCCACUGCCAGAUAAAAUGGCUAAAGUAAUAAGGAUUCCCGUGCAUUUUGUCAGUUAUCAACAGACAGUGCUGCUGGAGCAGUAUAAAGAUCGCUCUUUCGCAACGUUAGCCGGAUUUCAUUUUAAUUUAACAUCACCGGCCCGCGCCACGGAUAAAGAGUUCUUCAGUGGAAGCCAGACCUAUGAAGCAGCCACAAACAGAAAAUCCAGUUACGUCUAUCCGGAUCGGACUGACAUUUUUGGACUACAGAGGAGACCAGCAGCUACACAGACGACUCGCACAACACCUGCUUAUCAAUAUUACCUCCACUUGUUGACUCCGAGUCCGUAUAUCGCGUGGUCCGAUUACGCUCGCAUUUAUUCGACACCUGCACCGAUACAGCUGUAUCCAACUGUGAGCUCCAGAUACAGAUCACGUAGCACGAGUUCUGAUUUAGCGUACCUUGCGCUAGCCAUUCCUAUUGGGGUUCUCUUCGCUCUGAUGCGCUAUGCCUGUGAUAAGCGACGAAAACAGCAGGCUGUUUCACGAUUCGCAAGAACCAUCCAAAUACAUCAGCGUCUAACCGAUGAAGAGGUCGCGCAAGUUAUGGCGGCUCGCGAGGAAAUCGUCCGCCGCCUGAUCUUCACGCUCAUUGCACAGGCGCAGGAAGCCGAAGAGCGACAACGCCUGACGGCCAGCAGUACACCGCUCAGCGCUGGGCAAAUGGAACAGCUCCCGCGCACCGAAAUCACCGGGCCCUCGGACGAUAUCUGCCCCACGUGCCAACAGAAUUUCACGGAGGGCGAGCUGAAGAUUGUCCUGCCUUGCACACAUGUUGGACAUGAAGCUUGCCUGACAACAUGGCUGACGACGUAUUCCUGCAACUGUCCGGUGUGCCGACAGCCUGUCUUUGAGGAUCAUGGUACUGCUGAAUCGGCAACAAUUCCCACUCUAGUACUGGCUGUGGAUACCAGAUCGUAAACCGUUUUGGGAAUUGCGUUAUCCUUUUGUGCGAUCUCGAAUCUUAUAAUAUUGCACAACACGAUUAGUGAAUUUCCUGUGUUACAUGUGAUGCCGCUCAUUGUUACGCUAUUAUAGGUAUGUAGAGCACACAUAAUGUUGUUGGCUGGACUGAUAAUAACGGUUUUUUAAUCGUGCUGCAUUGGCCAUCCGGAGUCAGCAUGAUGUACCACCGCCUCCCAUUUCUCCCCAGGCCGAACAGCAAAAUAACACGCUGAUUUCGCCCGUUACCGGCAAUAAUUCCAUUCCGGCCAGCGGCGUAUCGUUGCCCGGCCAACAAGGCGGUGGCGCACAGAACCAAACCACCGGAAGUGGUCAGCAAGGUCAACAGGGAGGUGGGCAACCUGGCCAACAGGGAGGUGGGCAACCUGGCCAACAGGGAGGUAGCCAGAUGAGCACGGGUCAACCACUAAGUUACGGAGCAUCGUAUAGCUCACCCAGCGGAAAACAGAAGAACAUACACCAAUAAUAACUGGGAACGACCCACCAACAAGCCUGUGAGCAGGCUCAGCCGAUGUCCUUCUGAAUAUAAUUUAGUCUGGACUCUGGAACUGGUUGAAGAGAAUAAAAAUGUUGUGAACGUUCUUUGAUGUAUAUAAUAAGCCGGUUUUCAAGUACCAAGUUUGUUUUGUUAUUGACAGUUUAUUUAGCAUUU